AUGGUUUCCGGGUCUACAAGAUUAAGUGUAUCCAACCAUAAAGCUGUAAGUUUCACCACCAAUAUUUUAAUUGUUGGUGGAGCAUAUGCUGGAUUAUCGGCAAUAAAUACCUUUGUCAAUCAAUUCAGAGAUAAAAUCGAUAAGUUCCCCAAUACUUUCAAAGAAAAUCAUGUAACUGUAACAUUAAUUGAACCUAGAGCUGGAUUAUUAAAUGUCUUGGGUAUGCCUAGGUGUAUAGUUGACGAAGAAUUCUCCAAAACUCAGUUUAUACCUAUGAACAAGAUCAAGAAUUUGAAAUUUGACAGAGUCAUCUCCAAAGAUAUGAAGUUUUUGAAUGAUAUGGUUGAAGAAACCAAAGUAUCUAAGAAUCACGAGAUAGGAUUGGAUUUAAAUUUUGUUCAUGGGAAAGUCACCUAUUUAGAUGAAAAUAAAGCAUCUUACCAAUUAUCCAGUGAAGAUUCCGAAGAUACAGAAGAAGCUAUUAUUGAUUUCGACUAUGUCAUAUUGGCUAGUGGUAGAGAUAGAAAUUUCCCCACCACUCCCAAAGCUUUCAGUUAUGACUAUUUCUUGAAUGAGAUGAGAUUAUCUAAAAGAUCUAUAGUUGAUCACGAGACCAUUUCAAUCAUAGGAGCGGGAGCUGUAGGUAUCGAAUUAGCUGGUGAUUUCAAACAUUAUUUACCUAAUAAGACGAUAAAUUUAAUUCAUCCUCAUGGAGAUUUACCUCCAGAAUCGGCUUUAUCAAAAGAAUUCAAAGAUUUGACUCUUGAAUCUAUUAAAGCCAGUGGCAUAAAUCUAUACAUGAAUACCAGGGUAAACCUAGGUAGUAAUGAUAGCCAUGAUAAUAAAAUAGAUAGGGGUAUCACCAAAGGAGAUUUAACUACCACUGAUGGUAAUACUAUAAAAUCUGAUCUUAACAUAUGGUGUACCAUGCACCAAAAUAAUACGUCAUUCCUUUCAUCGAGUUUACAAAAGAAAUUCAGAACUGAUAAGAACUGUAUCAGAGUCAACGAAUACUUACAAUUACAUAAUAAAGAAACCGGAGAAACCAUACCUACAUUUUUCGUUUUGGGAGAUUUGGUCGAUUUGAAUAUCAUCAAAUCUGCCGGAUGGGCUCUUUAUUUUGGAAGAGUUGUGGCCAAUAAUCUUUCCAGUUUAAUCUUAGAGGAUAAACUUGUGGAACCAUUAGCUGAUAUAGAUCAAACACCUAAGGGAAUGGUCUUAGUGGCAGGAAAUGGUGAAUUAAUUUGUGAACUAUCCGGAGUUGUCAGUAAAAAUGUACCUGAUUACGUUGCUGAAUAUCGAGAUUAUUGCUUUGGUAGAAUUAUGGCCACUAUAGGUAUUUAA
This is a messenger RNA of Yamadazyma jaroonii, 1344 nucleotides long. The record is from the annotation of a GenBank genome assembly. Lineage: Eukaryota; Fungi; Ascomycota; Pichiomycetes; Serinales; Debaryomycetaceae.